Molecule: messenger RNA, 5515 nt
Organism: Drosophila willistoni
Lineage: Eukaryota; Metazoa; Arthropoda; Insecta; Diptera; Drosophilidae
Gene: chif
Product: protein chiffon
Exons: 3
Coding region: 293-5449 (1718 amino acids)
Biological process (GO): positive regulation of nuclear cell cycle DNA replication; regulation of cell cycle phase transition
Cellular component (GO): Dbf4-dependent protein kinase complex; nucleus
Molecular function (GO): nucleic acid binding; zinc ion binding; protein serine/threonine kinase activator activity
Source: RefSeq, a predicted model, not a curated record
UUUCGUGCAGCUGCCGCCCGCUUGGGUUGCAAUUCGCUGCCUGCAGCAGCUGCAACCUCAAACCCAAUAAAUUUUGUUAGUUUUGAUAUAAAACAAAACUUAACUCAAACUAAAUACUUGUGAUACAUACAGAAUGCUGCAAAAUUGUAAAAGCAAGAAUAUAUAAAGGCCAAAUCGGAAUUGCAUAACCAAAUAACAUACACACUGGCAUACACACAUGUAAAAAGGAUAUAAAGCAUCUUGUUUUUUUUUCUUCGAAGAACCAAAAUUGCGCUAAUUUGCUAUUAAAGGUAUGCAACCGCGACAGUCGGACAAGCCCAGCGCUAGCAGCAAACCAGCAACAGCAACAACAACAGCAGAAACAGCAACAACUACUCCAACAACAACAACUGAUCUGCGUCCCAAAGUAAAAGUCAUCAAAAGCAAACGUCCACUUUGCCAUUUUAAAUUCUAUUUGGAUAUUUGUGAUCAUCAGUUAGCGAAACGCGUAGAACAGGAUAUCAAAUCUUUGGGGGGACAAUUGGAAUUCUUUUUAAGUGAUAGUAUAACCCACUUUAUAACUGAUAAGCCGCAACUUCAGCAGGCACAACAACAACAGGGUCAGACGCCACAGCCACACACUCCCUUGACGCCAAAUCAAUCGCCUCUUCAUCAUCAACAACAACAACUACAACAAGAUGAGGUACGAAAGACUCGUCAAUCACGGGCUGAUGCGAUUUUAAGUCGCGUUAGAAGACAAACAUCGGUUGGAGGAGGAUUAGCAUCAGCGGGAACAGGAGGAGCAGGUGUAGCAUCAUCUGCUUCGCCGGUAACACGUUCAUAUAUUGUUUGGCAAACGGAUUAUGCCCAGCGUUUCUUUAAACGCAUACAAACUGAAUUAAAGGCCUAUUUAGAGGGAGCAGCUGGAGGAUCGGGAACAGGAACAGCAGCCGCUGGGUCAAUACAUCUUAAGGGGCAAUUUGUUAAAAUUGAAUCAAUUAAACGUAACUAUAGGCCAUAUUAUCAUUUGAUAAAACAACCCGAAGAUUGGCCCAAAUUGCAAUUGGAUAGUGACGACGGAGCCUUUCGUUUGCAGGAGAAACGCCGUAGAUCGAAAUCACUUCAAAGCGGCAUGACCACACGCAAGUCAACAGAAGAUCAGCAACAACAACAAAAUAACAAAGCUGCCGGUGCUGGUGCAGAAAUUACAAAAAAGAAGCCGCAGGAGGAGAAUAUUAUAAAGGAAAAGGAAUCAAGCGAUAAACAGUGUGGAGUCUGUGAGAUUUGUAAAUUGGAAUACGAUACAUUGAGCUUACAUUUACAGAGCAAGGAUCACGAAUUGUUUGCCAAGAAUCCAGAGAACUUCCUUGCCUUGGAUAGUCUUAUACAAACCUCGGCGAAUGUUAAGGAAUUUUUAUUAGAAUUAAACGAUUUAAAUGAAAUGGAAGAGCAACUAAAUAGCAGCAGUGGCAGCAAAUCCUCGCCAGCAUUAAGAGAGAAAUCGAAAAGGAUAACAAAGGGUAAACAUUCCUCGGAAAAGUUUGCCUCACCGCCAGCAACAAAACAAAUCAACUCACCUGCCUUGGUGGCCAGCAGCCUCAAUGGAGGAGCAGCAGCAGCGGCCACAGCCACAACUACGCCCAGUCGACGCUCUAAAGUAGUAGUACAAAACUCAGGCCUAUCGCCACCCAUACGAGCCAUGUUGCCUCCUUCAUCUCUAUACAAAGUGGUUGAAACGAUACCCAGAGAUGAUUGCAGCAAUACGACACCCUUGAGACGGGGACGAGCGGCUAAUAAUCAAAAUGUGGAUUCACCAUCUCUAAUAGUGAAAUUCCAAAAGGUUCGCCAAUCCGAGUUGCAACGGCUCAAUGGUGAGGCGGAAAAUUUCAUGUUCCCCCGGACAACUGCAGCAGUAGCAUCGGCAACCACAAGAAGAAAAAGUUCCAGUGAACUUGCCACGGAUAUAGAUCGGCAGACUACAUCGGAUAUACGAGGUAGACAUAGCAUAUCAUCGGCAAGUUUGGAUACCACCAGCACAAGCGAGGCUGAGAUCGCAAGUGGUGGAGCCGGAGCAGGAGCAGUAAUACCAACAGCAGCUGCAGCGUCAGCAGGAGGACGGGCCCAAUUGGUGGCUAGAAGAAGAAAAUUGGGUAAUCAGCAACAGCAACAUCAGCGCUUUCCAAAAGCCCCCAUCCAGCCAGAAGUGGAACUAAAGCAAGACCAACAACAGCAAGAAGAUUUACUGGUGGUGGCCACUAGAAAAAGCAGUCGCAUGGCCACUGCCAUAGUGACAGCAGCCACCACUAGCAAUCAAUUGCAAUUGCGUCAAACGAAUACUAGAAAAACCAAACUGGAGGAUAGGAUGGGGGAUAAUAAUAGUAGUAUACAAACUCCAACUAAGACUAAGAACAAAAGGGAAGUGAAUAAGAAGCGAAAGGCUGAAGAACAAAGGCAGGCGGCGGCGGCUGCGGCGGAUACCGAUAAUAACAAUGAGGAAGAAGCCGCUCUUGACGAGGAGGAGGAUGACGAUGUGGAAGAGCAGGAGGAUGAGGAGUCCAGUUGUUGUCCCUCAUCAGGCAGUGACGAGGAUUAUGUUGCCAAUCGCCGUCGCCGAGGACGACAAACUAAACAAACUAAAGCUGCUGCCCGGCGUCAAUCUCGUUUAACCAUUAAUCGUAAUAGUUUAGCUAACAAAUCAUCAUUGAAUCCCAACAAUACGAUCAAUCAAGAUCAAAUAUUUGAUUGCUCCAAAAGCGAGAGACUUACCAAAAUGCGUUAUACUUUCGAAUCCCUACCCACGGGGGAGCUGUGGCACAGAGUCUUCAAUCGUCAGGAUAGGGGAGAAGAGGAAUAUUAUACAUAUUACGGAUCCACACGAUAUCGUAAAUUGCCCUAUGAAAUGGGACCCAUACCCAUGAUAAAGACAACACAAUUGGGCAAGCAUAAGUGCCGUCUAUGUCCUCCAGAAGCCGACGCGGAAGCCGAGGAAGAAAUUGUGGACGAGCCACAGGAGGAGGAUAUAGGAGAUCAGAGAAAGGAAACGCUCAAAAUGAAAAAAGAUGAUGUCGAGGCAAUAGUGAAAAAGGAACAUUUAGAUGAACUGCCAACCUCCUCCACCAUCAAUGCGAGCAUCACUUCCUCCUCGUCCUCCUCAUCUCUGUACAAGCACAAAAAGUUGCAUUUACUGCAAAGAUAUCAGCAGGAGCAAAUGCAGCAACAGCAACAACAGCAAUGUGAUAGCAAGGCCAGCACUCCGGAGCUCUUGGAACGUGAAUUCGGCUCACUGGGUCCCCUGGGGGCCAUCAGCCGAGUGAAUCGGGUACGCAGCUCAUCCAGUUCCAGUUGCAGUAAUAGUCAAAAGAGUGUCAAUACUUGCCGUAAUAAGCAAUUGGCACGUUUAACCGAACUGCCGCCACGUAAAUCUCCAAGAGAACAUGCCUCCACUUUGGCUCUGGUCAGUUGUAUUAUACGCCAACGACAGGAUUCUCAGAAUAGUAAAACAAAUUCAGAAGCGGAAGAUCCGCCACCGCCUCCAAUUAAAAUGAAGACUCCUCCUCCACGUGGAUCAGUAUCCGUUAAAAAGGAACCCGAUAUAGUAGAUGUCGUGGUGGCCUCCAGUCCGCGUACUACUCGCUCUCAGGCAGCCACACCCAUUGAAGAGUUGCGUUUUGCAACCGAAAUUAGUGAGACGGUCAAACGUAUGAGACGUGGACAAAACAAAUAUGAUCAUUCCCCGCCAGCUCCAGCACCAGCAACAGCUCCACCACUUGCCAGGCAACAGAGGCCAAAUAAUAAUUGUUAUUCCCGACGUCUACAGUUUAGUUCCGCCUCCGUAGCCACCACCAAUUCAGCAAGACGACGACCUCCGAGAUCUUCGGCUGCUGCUGCUGCUGCCAGAUCAUUGCAGUCAUCGAAUCAUUUGUCCUUUGGCAUGGGUAUACGUAAAUUGCCAAGCAAGAAGGGUUUACUCGAAUACGAAAUGGAACCAUGUGCCAUGAAGGCAUUGGAUGCAUCUAUGCAAUAUCGUAGUCCUCACCUGAUGGCCUGGCAAAUUGAUAAAUAUCUGGAAUUGGUGGGCAAAGAAUACGACUUCAACGACAGUGGCAUCAAUGACGGUGAAGAGGAAAGCCAAGGGUCAAGGCAGGAGGAGGUAGUGACGCCACCGCCUACGGAUUGUAAUUUUACUAGCGAAUUUGAUUUGUGUGAUUUGCUUCAGGGCGGCAGUGCCGGUAGUGGAGACGAUGAUCCAGACUCCUCAUCCGCAGUUCCAGUGGGUGGCGGCAGUCGUCGGCUAAGCUCUACAUUUAGUCUAUACAGUAGUUAUUAUCGUAAACGUAAAAGUCUAAAAUCGAAUCGUACGGGUUGGCCGAAGGCCCAAAGAAGAAGACAUGGCGGAGGAGGCUCACGUCAUCUGGCAGCCAGCGAUCAACGUAUUUGCUUUAAGGAAAUGGGUCUUAAUGAAAUAAGUACAGCAGUUGCGGUCAAGCAAGAGCCGCUGGAAGCGCCGCCAUCUCAGACUACAGAAACCACAAAUGCUGGAGUAGUCGAAGUCGAAAGAUCUACGGGAGAUGCUGUUGUAAUGACUCCACCUGCUACUGAUGUAGAACCAAUUGAGGCGGAAAGUUUGCCAGAUGUCGGAGAUGAUGACGAUGAUGCAGAUGAUGAUGAGGAUGAAGAAGAUGACGACGACGACGAAGAGGAGGAGGAGGCAGAUGAAGAAGCUGAAAUUGAAGCCACUGAUGCUGAUGUCGAGGAAGAGGAGGAGGAAGAGGAAGAUGUCUACGAAGAUGCCUUUGAAGAGCCUUCCAGAGAUUUAGUAACUCCUCCACCCAAAGAGCAACACAAAAUGCCAAAUGUCGACGAGGAACCACAACAAAAGAGAUCAAAAUUAAAUUCAUCGUCGACCACAACAACUCCGACAAAUGCCAAUGCCGCCACAACGCCCACAAAACCGGAUUCGGGCAAGAAACUAUUGCUCACCCUGCACAAUGGCCAACGUCUGACCUCCACACCCAGUUCCACGCACCAUCAUCACCAACCGCAGCAGCCCCAACAACAACAACAACAACAACAGCGUCUCAAUGGCAGUUUGGGUAGUUGCAUUUCCCCUAGCGAAAAAUUGGGUGAUAAUUCCGAUAUAUUCACCGUCUCUUCGGAUGGCUUGGAUACAGAUCUUGAUUUAAGCAAUCAUCAGGCGGAUUGUCCACACCAGCAACAACAGACAACGUCGCCGCCGAAGCGUAAAUUUGACAUCUCCAAGUAUGCACCACCCAAUAAUGGAAAGGCGGCCAGCAGUUGUGCCGCUGAAGCGGCAACCGCAGCUGUCAAAUCUUUGGCCAUCUCUCAGUUUCUCAAGAAGGAGACCUACGUAAGCUCAUCAAGCAUGAAGAACGCAUGGCGGCGAACACAAAGGAGGACUAUUUCGGUAGCCUGCAUAAGCGGGGCACAGUCAGCUCGCGUGCCAAAUUAGGUGGAGAUGGAGGACAAGGUGAUGACAAGGACACAACUAAAGACAAGGAAAACCAGCCGCCGGCAU